This is a messenger RNA of Raphanus sativus (radish), 1811 nucleotides long. RefSeq lists its product as uncharacterized. NCBI's taxonomy places the organism in Eukaryota, Viridiplantae, Streptophyta, Magnoliopsida, Brassicales, Brassicaceae. The record is from RefSeq and is a predicted model, not a curated record. The coding region runs from base 334 to 1584 and encodes 416 amino acids. The transcript is spliced from 3 exons.
UGGGCGUUAAAUAAAAAUUUGGAAUAAUUCCACCGCGGGGACGAGAGAGGAGGAGGAGGAGCACAGAGAUCUCGCUCGUUCGUUUCCCUCCGGAAAAUCAGUGAGAAAAGGAGAAUUUACAUCGGAUCCUCAUUAUAGAAAAAUUGGACUCUCUAUCUAGUCCACGAGUUUCGUUUAAUCACCCAACAACGCCUCUUCCUCAUUUUCGCUUAUUCGCUUUUUUUUUUCCCUAACCUCUCCCUCACAAGUUCGAUUUUUGAUGUUUGAAAUUGAGGAUCAGAUCUAGUUUUUUAGGAGAUAAGGCUGUGAGAGAGAUAGAUUAUUAUUACUAAUAUGUAUAUGGAUCGAGAGAGAAGGCUUUCUAAUCGCAGCAACAGCACUACUCCUCCUGAAUACACCAACCGCGACGAUAAUAAAAAUGGUUACGGAGGAGGAUUCUUCUCAGAUCGAUCACGCGAGAAGAGUCCUCCUUCUAGAUCGAAGAUUCUUCGUAUCCCGUCUCCGAACUCGUCUCCUCCGCUUUCCAGCUCUUCCUCGCCCUACCGUCGUGGUGGUUCUAACUCCCCUGACCGUGCCGGAUAUAUCGAGCACCGCGUCUCCAAGUUCGAUACUCUCGCCGGCGUUGCCAUUAAAUACGGCGUUGAGGUUGCAGAUGUGAAAAAGAUGAAUGGGCUUGUUACUGAUCUUCAAAUGUUUGCUCUCAAGUCUCUCCGGAUCCCUUUACCUGGAAGACAUCCUCCUUCUCCUUGUUUAUAUAACGGCUCCUUAAACCAUGGAGAGGGAUGUUCAUGCCACGAACUGGAAUCACAAAACGAUAGCAACAACAACAACAACGACGUGUUGGACUCUUUCCAGUCUCUGAGAUUAAAAUCUUCGGAGAAGAAAGUUACUCCCGCCAUGUACUCACUGCAAGGCUAUUACGGGCUAAAACCAGCAAACAGAACAGUUUCUGUUGGAGGAAGCUUAGAGAUGGGAAACUACAAGACGGGAAACAACGGUGAUAGUCAAUACCUCAGACCUUUCCCAUCCACUAACGCUCCCUUGAAUCACCACAGGAAAUCCAGAAGCUUGGUCAAUGCACUUCUCGAAGAGGUCAACCAGUCACCUGAUUACAACACCUCUCAAGAACCGAGUUCAAAUAAGUUUAUGAGAAGACGCCAAAAAUCUGAAGCCGACUUUUCAUCCCGGACUCCAGAGCUUCUGUUGAAAGACGAGAACAGUAGCAGCAGCAAUGGAGGGUUCUUAUCAGUAGCAGGAAAAGGCUUAGCUUUGAGAUCCAAAGCCUCGAGUAGAACUAAUCUAUCAGCAGAAUGUGAGUCCAGUAAUUUCAAUCCGGUACCAAUCAGCUUGUUGGAUGCUCCAGUUUCAGACAGCUUUUCCAGUGUAAGAAAAUCUUCAAGUGCAUCGAGUCUACAAGAUCCAGACGGCAACAGCAAUAACGGUUCAUCAUCGCUGUCUCUAUGGCCGACUUCUAAAUGGAGUUUGAAACCUGAUUUGCUUACACCUGCGGCUAUUACAAGUUCAAUUUUUGACGGAUUACCAAAGCCUUUAACUGGUCGGAGAAACAAAACGGCAAUGGACUAAGGAAAAUGGUCAGUUUCUCUGUUAUUUUAACUGUCCCCAUUCUUUUUGUUGAAACUAUACAAAUCAAAAGCAGAACAAGCUUUUAGGCUUUAAUGCAGAGUAAAUAGAAGUAAAGAGAGUAGAGAACAUUUGAAGAUAGAAAAACUUGCUUGUGAUGGUGAAUGUAAUGAUUGGUUCUUUUUUGUAACUUACAAAAAAAAAUUCAAUAUAAUGAACAUUGGCACACA